UUGUAUGCCAUUCAUUAAAUUACCAAGUCGGUAAGCGUCGUGUCAAAACUUUAAUGUUAAAUCUACGGAUAACUGCUUUUUCGAAGUUCUAAACAAUUUUUAAAACAAUCUUCUCGUCUGCAAGAAGGGACUCGGAACACCCGCUUGAGUUUGCCAUGGCUCGGUAGACGAUGAAUCACGAGACGUCACGAUAGGUUCGACAGUUAUUUGCUUGAGAUUAGCAUCUACUACAGUACGUAAUACAAGUUAGCUAUAUCAUGGGAUGUAUCAAAGUAUUCAUAAUCUAUGCCAUAUAUAUGAUGGCAUUGGGUGAGGCUAAAGAUGCCUUACAACUGACUCCGAAAGCAACUUCAUGUUCUUGUUACUUUGAUGGUAGUUACUAUAACCUGAGGUCGCUGGGAAUUGAAGACAGAACACAGCCAGCGAUGGUAGCUAGAAAAAACGACUAUGAGUAUGGAUACAACCCUUGUUUUCCAUUCACACUGGGAGGGAAAUGUACAAACGUUGUGAUCUGCAAAUGGACAGAGAGUGAUGUCAACUUUCACUUAGCACUUGGUCGUGGAGACAACGUAACUUGUCUUCCUCCAUCGGAAAAAGACUCCGAUAAAAACAUUAAAGUUUAUUUGGUUUUCCAUCAACCAGGAAAUGACCAAAAGGGCUGGACUACAACUAUAAGACUGAAAUGCAAUAAAACACUGGAAAAGCCGAAUUUUACAAUCCUUGAUUGGAGUGCAGUACCGGUGCUCCAAGUAGAACACAAGUGCUGUUGUCCUGACAUGUGUCCAGACUUGAUCUCCCCUUCUCCAAUAGGUCCUAAGAAAAAGAUAGAGGCUGAAGUGAUAGGAGGAGCCACUGGCGGUGUGCUAUUUCUGCUAGUUCUGUUCGGUUUAAUUAUAUUUGCAUGGCGCAAGAAACGCCGCAAUAGAAAUAUUCGCGGUGAUCGGAAUAAUGGAUACCAAACUUUUGUAACGCGGCCUAACCCUGGUCAGGAUGAUGAUGAUGAUGAUGAUGAUGAGCAACCUGCUGCAGAACACGAAGAUGAACCGGAAAGGCCUGCUUCAGUACCAGUUCAAGUAGAGUCAGGACGAGAAGACCAACAAAGUCCUUGCAGACCAAUAUCUGCAUCUCCUUCUCCAGUGGAGCACCCUUAGUAAACCAAAACGUAUCGUUUAUAGAAUGGUUAAGAUAUCCAUGCAUAAUAGAGACUACAGUACAUUGAUCUAUUACGAACGUGAAUGCGUGCAAGGACAAAUCAACCUGAUUUGAUCUCAAUCAAAUGCGACAAAAACUCAAUUCGUCCUGAUGUCGAGUUCCGUAUAUAUAAUUUAUAGAAAGAUAUGUAGAAAAAGUUUAAACCCGGAUUCAAAUGAGUCCUCAAAUUGUAUAUUUUCUUAAAUAAAGUUAUAUUUUAC
This is a messenger RNA of Exaiptasia diaphana, 1412 nucleotides long. RefSeq lists its product as uncharacterized. The transcript is spliced from 7 exons. Lineage: Eukaryota; Metazoa; Cnidaria; Anthozoa; Actiniaria; Aiptasiidae. The coding region runs from base 258 to 1151 and encodes 297 amino acids. The record is from RefSeq and is a predicted model, not a curated record.